UUUCAGUCACCCUCUCGCUUACAUUAUUAUUGUUGUGAUGACAGAGUCUCUUUCAUGCAAUUCAGACCUUUACCAAGCCUUAUUGUUUCUAAGCUUCUUGGGCUGUUUGCUUGUAUGUGGGUUUGGUUGAUUGGUUGACCGUCCGUCCGUCUACCGAGACCGGCCAUCAUCACGUGACCGCCCGGUGUGUGAGUGUGGCUCACCCCUCCUCAAGAUGUUCCUCAACAUCACUUGUCCGGCCACGGACUCGGUCUUCUCCAUCACCGUGCCCGAGGAUUUGGAACUGGAGAACGUCAAGGCAUUUUGCGAGGCCGAAGCCGGCAUUCCCACGGCCCAAAUCCGACUCACCUUCCAAGGCCGUACCUUAGACGACGACAAAAAGGCCAUCCGCGACUAUGGGGUGCAAGACGGCGACAUGUUGGUACUGGCCAAGAAAUCGGCCGUGCCCAAACCCGUGGCGGCCAGCGGGGGAUUGCCCGGACUGGAUUUCAGUCAAAUCCAGGUUCCGGGUUCGAGUGCGGGCACUCAGAGCGGCCCUCGUCCCUCGCCGCCAGGUGCAGGCAACGCCGAGGACCCGGAGGUCAUUUAUGACAUGUUGAAGAAAAGUCCCGAGACCUUAGGCGUGUUGCGGCAUAACAAUCCAACCUUGGCUGAGGCGUUCGAUUCGGGCGAUAUUGCGCGGUUCAAACGGGUUUUGAACGAGCAGCACGAGAUUCGGGCGGAGCGCGAGCGGCAACGCCUCCGACUCUUAACGGCCGACCCGUUUGAUAUGGAGGCCCAACGACUGAUUGCCUUGGAGAUUGAGAACAAGAACAUUGAGCAGAACAUGGAAUUGGCCAUGGAGCACAACCCCGAAGCCUUCGGUACCGUCAUCAUGCUUUACAUCAAUUGUCGCGUCAACGGACACGCCAUCAAGGCCUUUGUUGAUUCCGGAGCUCAGGCCACCAUUAUGUCGCAAUCGGCCGCCGAACGAUGUGGCAUCAUGCGCUUGGUUGAUAAACGUUGGGCCGGUGUGGCCAAAGGCGUGGGCACCCAGAAGAUCAUCGGCCGGGUCCACUUGGCUCAGAUUCAAAUCGAGAAGGAUUACUUGUCCACGUCAUUUUCCAUUUUGGAGGAGCAACCCAUGGAUAUGUUGCUCGGAUUGGACAUGCUCAAACGUCAUCAAUGUUGCAUUGAUUUGAAUCGGAACCUCCUCGUCAUCGGUUCUUCGGGCACCGAGACUCCGUUCUUGUCCGAAUCCGAAUUACCCGAAUGUGCUAAGCUUAGUUCCAAAUUAAUUGACAUGGAAAAGGCCCUGCAGCUCAAUCCUCGUCGCCGUUUGACUGAAGAAUCCUCCAAGGAGCACGAAAAGAAACAAUUGGAGGAAGCCAUGGCCAGAAGCGCUACUGAUAGCAAGCGACUGAAAAGCAAUGACGGAACCUCGACCAGUACAAGCACGAUUUCAGGUUCAUCGUCGUCAUCAUCUAGUGCGGCAUCCGGCGACUCGAGUGAUAUUUUGGCCUCUGACAAGUUUACGGAUGAACAUGUCAGGAAACUUAUGGGCUACGGGUUUUCUCGCGAUAAAUGUAUCGCGGAAUUGCGGGGCAACCAAGGAGACAUGGAGCAAGCUACUGCUGCCCUUUUUGCGAAAUCUUUGAAAUUCUGACCGAUAUCGAGAACAUUGGUUGUAAACACGUUACAUUGCUACCUGAGUUUGAUCGUACGUGCCGACGCUAUUCGCCAUCAUUGCCUCUCUUUUUACGUUAUGGAUCGAUCCAUCUUUUUUUGCUCUUGAUUCAUUCACUCAGGUUGCUCCAAUAUCAAUCUACCAUUUGAAAACUAAGGUAAAACUGGUUGCUGAAAUAAAAAAUCAUUUAUUACUA
Messenger RNA from Tigriopus californicus, 1862 nucleotides. RefSeq names its product protein DDI1 homolog 2-like (gene rngo). Gene Ontology annotation, molecular function: aspartic-type endopeptidase activity; protein binding. Gene Ontology annotation, biological process: proteolysis. NCBI's taxonomy places the organism in Eukaryota, Metazoa, Arthropoda, Copepoda, Harpacticoida, Harpacticidae. Bases 215 to 1645 code for a protein of 476 amino acids. The record is from RefSeq and is a predicted model, not a curated record. The transcript has 6 exons.